Molecule: messenger RNA, 1410 nt
Organism: Cordyceps fumosorosea ARSEF 2679
Lineage: Eukaryota; Fungi; Ascomycota; Sordariomycetes; Hypocreales; Cordycipitaceae
Product: MOSC, beta barrel
Exons: 1
Coding region: 1-1410 (469 amino acids)
Molecular function (GO): catalytic activity; molybdenum ion binding; pyridoxal phosphate binding
Source: RefSeq, a predicted model, not a curated record
AUGCUGCUGCAUGUGAUUCAGAAAGUCAGGACCGUCCUGACGGCGGGUAAUUCUGCGUACACAGUUGCAGCAUUGGUCCUAUCACUCGCCUCCAUUAUCGUUGGCUUGCUAUGGACUACACCAAGCUUCAAGACGUGGCGCCAGCUACGAAAUCUGCGUCGCGUCAAGCCCAAGAAGAAGAAUAUGAAGGACCAGUACGAUGACAAGUACGCCAUACCAGAAGGGACGCCUACCGACGGACCAGUGACCAUCAAGGCCAUCUUCAUCCACCCCAUCAAGUCGUGCGCCCCUGUUGAGGUAGACAAGGCCGUGGUCACGAAGGCCGGGCUUCUCUACGACAGGUGCUUCGCUUUUGCGGUUGACGCCGAGGACAAGAAGUCGGACGAGAAGAAGAGCACGCUGCAGUUCAUCAGCCAACGCACCAAGCCCAAGAUGUCGCUCAUCCACACCGAGCUGUGGCUCCCGCGGGAAGGCGGCGACGUCAAAGACCCCCUGGUCCACGCCGGCGGCGCCCUACGCAUCACGUUCCCGGACCCCGAGCGUCCGACCCUCACGCGGCGCCUGCAAGCCUGUCUCGAGCAGCUGCGCUGGAACGCCACGCCGCGGUACUCCUUCGUCGUCCCGCUCACGCCCACCAUCCGGUACCUGCGCGAGUCGGACCUGCAGCCGCGACCGUUCACCAUCCACUCCCGCGAGGCGCAGGGCGUCGACAUGGGCCGCCUCGCCGCCGUCGCCGCCGCCGUCCCGCGACUCAAGGCCCUCCUCGGGUACCCCGACCGCCGCACGCUGACGCUCCUCCGGUGCACGCCGGACACGCUGACGCGCACGGACCGCAACCUCGCGCCGCUCGCGCGCAUCGGCUCGCGCGCGGUCCACGGCUACACGGACCAGCAGCCGGUCAACGUCAACAGCGUGGCGUCGGUGCACGCCGUGUCGCGGCUGCUGCCGCGGGAGAACAGGCCGCUGGACGCGUUGCGCUUCCGGGCGAACCUGUGGAUCGCGGGCGCGGCCGCGUACGACGAGGAGUCGUGGAAGCGGUGCCGCGUGGUACCCCGGCAGCGCCGGAGGGAAGGGGCGAAGUUGGCGACGACGCUGUCGGUGGUGUGCCGCACGUCGAGGUGCACGAUGCCCAACGUGGACCCGGAGAGCGGCACGUUCUCGGCGGAGAGGCCGGCGGAGGGGAAGAAGAAGGGGCUGCCGCAGCCGACGACGGCGCUGGUGAGGCAUCGCAUGGUGGAGAGCGGCAACGGCGCGGCGCUGGGAUACCUGGGGAUGCACGCGGUGCCGGAGGACAGGGACCUGGACGCAGCGCGGGAGGGGCUGGUGAAUCUGGAGAUUUGCGUCGGGGAUGAGGUUGAGGUGCUGGAGCGAGGGGAGCACCUGUACGGCUCGACGGGAGAUUUGUACUAA